Messenger RNA from Staurois parvus, 308 nucleotides. The record is from the annotation of a GenBank genome assembly. NCBI's taxonomy places the organism in Eukaryota, Metazoa, Chordata, Amphibia, Anura, Ranidae.
UUUGAUCCUUUCUUCUCUGGUCCUCCCCUUUUUGAAGUGUCCACCUCUUAUCUCCUGAUAAUACAGACUGAACCAUAGGCAUUUUCACAUGCUCAGUUUGGUUUUUUUUUUUCUUGGGAGAGUGUAUGUGAUCAGCACAGGGCCAAUCAGCACUGUUUGGACAGAGCUCAGGGGUUCUGCAUCCUCCAAGAGCAGAAAGAAAACGCCUUCUACAAGCUUUAGCUAGUGCUGUGUUAGACACUGAUAGAAGCCACAAGACUGCUAUAACUGCUGAUGAGAAAAGGUAUUUAGCAAUUUAUAUAUACUAA